Nerophis ophidion (straightnose pipefish) is the source of this 3030-nucleotide messenger RNA. RefSeq names its product karyopherin alpha 4 (importin alpha 3) (gene kpna4). The coding region runs from base 139 to 1701 and encodes 520 amino acids. The record is from RefSeq and is a predicted model, not a curated record. Gene Ontology annotation, cellular component: cytoplasm; nucleus; nucleoplasm. NCBI's taxonomy places the organism in Eukaryota, Metazoa, Chordata, Actinopteri, Syngnathiformes, Syngnathidae. Gene Ontology annotation, biological process: NLS-bearing protein import into nucleus. The transcript is spliced from 17 exons. Gene Ontology annotation, molecular function: nuclear import signal receptor activity; protein binding.
GCCACCGGCAAUCCCAGCAUGCACCGCGGCCGCCCAGCAGCAGCAAAAAAUAGUCCGCUAAACGCCAGGCCGCGACGAGCCACCAGUUAGCAUCAGGAGCUAAUUCCCGCGAGUCAAACUGCGCCCUAACCGCUCGACAUGGCCGACAACGAGAAACUGGAUAACCAGCGACUGAAGAACUUCAAGAACAAGGGUCGUGAUUUGGAGACUAUGAGAAGACAGAGGACAGAAGUCGUGGUGGAGCUCCGAAAGAACAAAAGAGACGAACACCUCUUGAAAAGAAGAAACGUGCCUCAUGAAGACUACUGUGAGGACUCCGACGUCGAUGGAGAUUUCCGAUCGCAAAACACCUCCCUUGAAGCAAUAGUACAAAACGCUACCAGUGAUAAUCAGGGGGUCCAGCUGAGUGCUGUUCAGGCUGCCAGGAAAUUACUGUCCAGUGACCGCAACCCUCCCAUAGAUGACCUGAUUAAGUCUGGGAUCCUUCCUAUUCUGGUCCACUGUCUGGAUAGAGAUGACAACCCUUCUCUUCAGUUUGAGGCAGCCUGGGCUCUAACCAACAUUGCAUCUGGUACCUCAGAGCAAACCCAAGCUGUGGUGCAGUCCAAUGCUGUGCCGCUGUUCCUGAGGCUCCUUCACUCCCCUCAUCAAAAUGUGUGUGAACAGGCAGUCUGGGCUUUGGGCAACAUCAUCGGCGACGGGCCACAAUGCAGAGACUACGUGAUUAGCUUAGGCGUUGUCAAGCCUCUGCUGUCAUUCAUCAGUCCCUCCAUCCCUAUCACUUUUCUGCGCAAUGUCACCUGGGUUAUGGUCAAUCUGUGCCGCCAUAAAGACCCUCCCCCGCCGAUGGAGACCAUCCAAGAGAUCUUGCCAGCCCUCUGCGUGCUUAUCCACCACACCGACGUCAGUAUUUUGGUAGACACCGUGUGGGCUCUGUCCUACCUGACAGACGCUGGUAACGAGCAGAUCCAAAUGGUGAUUGACUCCGGCAUCGUCCCCCUUCUGGUACCGCUGCUCAGCCACCAGGAGGUCAAAGUACAGACUGCUGCACUGAGGGCUGUGGGCAACAUUGUGACAGGCACAGAUGAACAGACACAGGUUGUGCUCAACUGUGACGCGCUCAACCACUUCCCCGCCCUUUUGUCGCACCCUAAGGAGAAAAUCAACAAGGAGGCAGUGUGGUUCCUGUCAAACAUCACAGCAGGUAAUCAGCAGCAGGUGCAGGCUGUUAUUGAUGCCAAGCUUGUUCCCAAGAUCAUUCACCUUCUUGACAAGGGUGACUUUGGAACCCAGAAGGAAGCAGCUUGGGCCAUCAGCAAUCUUACAAUAAGUGGGAGAAAAGAUCAGGUGGCACAUCUGAUUGAGAAGCAGGUGAUCCCUCCGUUCUGCAACCUGCUUACGGUGAAAGACGCCCAAGUUGUGCAGGUGGUUUUGGACGGCCUCAGCAAUAUCCUGAAGAUGGCUGAUGAAGAGGCUGACACUAUUGCUAAUCUCAUUGAAGAGUGCGGAGGUUUGGAGAAAGUGGAGCAGCUGCAAAAUCAUGAAAAUGGCGAUAUCUACAAGCUAGCAUAUCAAAUAAUUGAUCAGUUCUUCUCAUCUGAUGAUAUUGAUGAAGACAACAGCCUGGUCCCCGAAGCCAUCCAGGGCGGAACUUUUGGCUUUAACUCUGCCAACGUGCCAGCCGAGGGAUUCCAGUUCUAGACCGCAUCUGGGGUAUUCUGGAGUUUUGUUCACGAUGCAGCACUCUGUUCAACAUAUAAAAAAAAAAAUAGGAGAGCGAGCGAGAGAGAGAGAGCGAGAGUGUGAGAUAUUUGAUCCAUUGUGCUUGGCUCGUGGGAUCCACGGCUGCAUCUUAUCUGAGAGAAAAAUGUGUGGAUUUCAUUUGGCAUUCCAGGGGGAACCAGCCCAAAUGAAGUUUGAGUUGGCGAGUGGGUGCGAGUGAGAAUGAGUGGCUACAUGUUGCUAAAAAAACAAAAAAAAGAAGCAAAAACACCUACAUCAACAGUUUGGAGAGACAUGCCGACCUAACUGGUUCUUGGAGCGGUCCUCUUCCAAGAAAAACUACGAGGAAACUCCCAUGUCUGCCCGAGGAGCACCACGAUAUCUGGAAAUCUCAAUGCAGAAGUGCAUCAAACUUUAAUUACGAACUGAAAUGAACCACGAAUCAUCACAAUUCCUCGUUCCUCCCAACUCGAGGGCGCCCCCUCCCCUAAUCGGCCACACUAUCAGACGUGUGUGAAUGGACCCAUUGCGUAUGAAUGUCUGGACUCAGUGCUGAGGAGCCAGGUUCAUCUCCUCUCAACAGGGCACCAUCCUCCUACCCCCUGCCCACGGGGGGGGGCGGCGGGGCCGGGAGUCCGACUGCGCGUGUCACGUGUGCGAGAGAGAGAGAGAGGGUGGGUGGGUGGGUGGGUAUGUGUGUGCUUGGCUGCGUGCCUGACUAGAAGUGUGCGAGCGCAUGCGGGGACGGGGAAAAAUACAAAAUGCAACAUCUUUUGAAGAAUUGAGCAACGCGGGGAGGUUUAGAAACGAUUUCAAGAAAGAAAUUCGGCCUUUGAGGCUGAUCCUCAAAGCCCUGAAAAGAAGAACUUUGGAUAUGAGAAGGAGAGAAAAAAAAAAAUGUCAUUGCAAGGUUUAUUUUGUUUUCAAUUAAUUUAGUAAUAAUUGACACUGGACAUUGCUAUUGGCAGAUGCAGAGAUAUGGUGCGUUAUAUAUUAAGAUGGAUUUGGUGGCUUUGGAGCUUUUCUGUUUGCCUCCAGCGCGUUCCUUUUUAUGCUUUAAUUUUAUUUUCAGCUUUUACUUUAAUUGCUUCAGUACUGGUGGUUGAUGGCGAUCAUCAAGCCUCCCUCACACCACAACCCUAAAACUACGCCACCAGACAUGCUGUGAAAUCGACACCAUUGUUAGGAAUAACUAAAAGAUUCAGUUACCCUUACGAGCGUUAUUUUUUAAUCGCAGCGGGAAAGGAAAAAAAAAAAAAAAUGUUGCCAUAGCUUUGACUAAUGAUCAUGAAAGCGAGAAGUGAACAA